Molecule: messenger RNA, 724 nt
Organism: Staurois parvus
Lineage: Eukaryota; Metazoa; Chordata; Amphibia; Anura; Ranidae
Source: the annotation of a GenBank genome assembly
UCGGGUCACCAGGUAUGACAGCGGGCACUGGGUCACCAGGCAUCAGGUCAUUUGGCUUGCCAGCGGGCACCGCGUCAUCUGGCAAGGCAGUGGGCACCGGGUCACCAGGUAUGACAGCGGGCUCUGAGUCAAUUGGCACGACAGCGGGCACUGGAUCAGGUACCGGAUCAUCUGGAUCAACAGCGGGCAUCGAGUCAACUGGCCUAAUAGGAUCGUCGGGCUGGAUCAGUUCAUCCUGCUGAGUAGCGGCAUCAGGCUGAAUGCAGGCAUCAGGCCGAGUAGAGGCUUCAGGCCGAGUAGCCUUCAGGCCGAGUAGAGGCUUCAGGCCGAGUACAGGCAUCAGGCCGAGUACAGGCAUCAGGCCGAGUACAGGCAUCAGGCCGAGUACAGGCAUCAGGCCGAGUACAGGCAUCAGGCCGAGUACAGGCAUCAGGCCGCGUAGAGGCUUCAGGCCGCGUAGAGGCUUCAGGCCGCGUAGAGGCUUCAGGCCGCGGAUCGUAGGGGGGCUUCAGGCCGCGUACAGGCAUCAGUCUGAACCACGGAAGGCAGGCUCACCGGUUUUUUGGAUACUGGCAGGAUGGUAGAGGGCUUUUUUACAGGGUUAAAGGCAGGGUAGGUGCAGCGAGUGGGAACAGGGUACUGACAUGCGGUAGAUAGCCAAGUAUACUGGGCUGUAACUGGAGGAGCUGGUGGGAAUACAGGAGUAGAGUUAGAAGCAGGACUG